This is a messenger RNA of Labrus mixtus (cuckoo wrasse), 6053 nucleotides long. RefSeq names its product FHF complex subunit HOOK-interacting protein 1A-like. The record is from RefSeq and is a predicted model, not a curated record. The transcript is spliced from 18 exons. The coding region runs from base 418 to 3924 and encodes 1168 amino acids. Lineage: Eukaryota; Metazoa; Chordata; Actinopteri; Labriformes; Labridae.
CUGUUACCUAGCAGCGAGCGGCAGAGUGAUUGACGGUUGAGCGGAUUAAAGCUCAGCGGCGGAGCAGCAGGUUUAAAACAAAAACAAAAAACGGACCGAAACGACCCAUAAAUCCGGUUUAAAAGAAGAAACGACGGGGUUUAUUCACGUUUCCUGGAUUGUUAAAGAGUUUUAAAGUACUUUGACUUUGUUUUUGUGAAGAAGAAGAAGAAGAAGAAGCUGACAUUCCUUCAUCUGGGACAGAGCGGAGGACAACAGGCAGCAGGCUCGCUCGUCCAUGUCGCAGCAGCAGAGAGGCAAACAGCUGCCCACCAAGCCCAGGAGGAGAGCCUGAUCCUGGGCUUAGAGAGCCAGCUGAUGCCCCUCCCCCUCCUCCUCCUCCUGGAACAUGCUGUAACCACCUGACAUCCUGUCAAAAUGAUGGCCUCUGUGAUGAUGGGGGGCAACCUCAGGAAGGCCCUCACGCUGAGAGGGGUGGACCCCGAGACCUGCAUGAUCGUGUUCAAGAACCACUGGUCUCAGGUGGUGAAGAUCCUGGAGAAACACGAGCCGGGUCGCAGCAGCUCCAGUGCGUUGAGUUUCCUUUCCGGUCACGCUAACAACAGCAGCAGCUCCGGAUCGUUGCGCCUCGGCCCGAUCCCGGCCGACGAGGCCAGCGCCGUGCAGAACUAUGUGGAGCACAUGCUGUUCCUUCUGAUGGAGGAAGAGGCGGGGCAAGGUGGAGCGAUGGGUCCCAUCCUGGAGUUUGUGGUCCUGGAGGGCGUGAUGGAGAGGCUGUUUCUGUGGAGCCUGAGGAGACAGUUCACUGAGGACAUGAAGCUGGAGCAGCUCAGGAUGUACCAGAUGCUUCUGUCUCAAGCCAAGCAGCCUCUGCUGCACCACAAACCGGUUCUGAGACCACUCAUGAUGCUGCUGGCCUCCUGCGCCGGAGCUGGAACCGACAGUGGGGGUGCGGUGGAGGCGGAGCUUGUCCUCCUGUUGAAUCAGCUGUGUGUCGCUCUGGUCAAAGACCCCUCAGUGCUCGAACUCUUCUUCCACACCAGCGAGGACCAGGGAGCCGCCAACUUCCUGCUCUUCUCCCUGCUCAUACCAUAUACACACAGACAGGGGACGGUGGGUCAGCAGGCCAGAGACGCUCUGCUGCUCAUCAUGUCUCUGUCGGCCUCAGACCCUCGAGUCGCCCAGCACAUCGCAGAGAACACCUACUUCUGCCCCGUGCUGGCCACAGGUCUGUCUGGUCUGUACUCGUCUCUACCAGCCAGGCUGCAGGUUUACAGUGAGGACUGGCACUGUUUGGACCAGGCGGACUGGCAGCAGAUUCCUGCUUUGGUCCAUUUCCUGCACUCGUUGGACUUCUGUAGUGCUGUUACCAAGGUAGCUCAUCCCUCCAUUCGGACUCAGUUGCUGGAUUAUAUCUACAACGGCUUCCUGGUUCCCGUCCUGGCUCCUGCUCUACACAAGCUGACGAUAGAGGAGGUGAUGACAACCACGGCCUAUCUGGAUCUUUUCCUGCGCUCCAUCUCUGAGCCCGCCCUCCUCCAGACCUUCCUGUCCUUCAUCCUGCUGCACACGCACGACAACGUGCACAUACUGGACACGCUGGUCAGCAGGGUCAACACACCUUUCCAGUUGGGUACAGUGUCCCUGGCUCUGUUCAGGACUCUGAUUGGUCUCUUCUGUGAAGAUGUCAUGCUGCAGCUGGUAUUCAGGUAUUUGAUUCCUUGCAGCCACCUCAGCAGGAAGCAGCAGUGGUCCCUAAAGCAAAGGGACUGCUACUCCUCCAGCGCUGCCUCUUUCCUGCUCCUCAUGCCCUCCUGGUGCCCCGGACACCUCUACAACACGAGCGCACAGUCAGAGCACAUCCACUGGCCCAAAGGAGCUGAUCUGUUAUUAUCAGACAGCGUCGGUUACUGUCGGGGCUCGGACUUUCUGAUAGAUGUGAACUACCUUCAUUACCUCUGGGACGCCCGAGAGGCCAUCUCAACAUCUCACAGGGCGUGUCAGCUCUGGUCAGCUCCGUACGAUGGAAUAAACCCUCUACCUCAACAAUACCGAUCCAACACACCAGGGAACGACAAAGACAACGAGGACGAGAUUGCACAGCGAGUAAAGAGCGACUCCAUCUGCUCUUUGGAAAUAACUCCUCAGGCUUUGGCCCUCUCCCCCACCUUGUCCUCUUCAGAUACCGUCUCCUCAAGCAACCACGUCGGAAGAGCCAACUCGGCCCUAGAACUGGAGUGGGAUGACAUUUUUGCAGAUGAGGAUCCUUCAUUACCAGCAGUGAUUAACUCACCGCAUACAAAUGGCAGCAUGACCAUGGAGGUGGACCGAUGCACUGCCACACCUUCACCUCCUGGACACCUCCAGGAAAUGCGACGCACUGCAACAAGGCUGGUGCACGGGUCGUAUGUGGAGGAGUCCGAGUUUCAGGAUGACGUUCUGGUCUAUGACCUUGUUGCUAAGAAUGAUACAAAGGCAGCCAUUUUGGAGCGAAUCAUGGCGGCAAAUCGACGGGCACGUGGAAACAUCCCGAAUGGCCAACAAGCGCCAACAGCGGAACCAACAACAAAAGUAGCAACAAUGCUAACAACAACAGGGAGGACAGUAAUGGAAACAGUUAACAGUAUUAUGUCAACCAGGAGGAGAAGUGAGGAUGGUGGGAAAGAGGAAAGGAGGAUUGAGGAUGGAGGGCAGGAGGGAAGGAGGCGGAGUGAGGACAGUGGCAAGGAGAUGGGGAGAAGGAAGGAGGAAAGAGAAGAUGACAUGAAGAGGAUAGAUGAGCUGGAAGAGCCAAUUGGGUAUCAGUUUUACACAAAUGGUUUUGAUGCUAAGUAUCACAUCAUCGGCGACUGUGACGAUGAUGAGGAUGGCAAACGAUUUAAGCCUAAAUGCAACCUGAAUGAUUUCACAUCUACUACCAAUCACAUGCAAGCAAUGAACCACCAGGACACACCACACAACACACAACAUCCAAGGCCAUAUUCAUUGACUAAUGCUUUACCUAAUGGGCAUUCAGAACUUGAGCAACAUGACCCAUUGGUACCUGCGGCUGAUGCCAAAUCUUUAAGUCUGCCUGUUAACAAAAUCAACAAUAACAACGACUUCCUCACCCAAUACUAUGAGUUCAUGCUCUCUUUGGGGGUUGAGCCAGAAUGUGACAACAUCUCUGACGACAUUGGUUUGUUCAGGAGGCGGGUCAGAGCGCUGAGGCAAAAACUCGAAGAGGAGGAUGGACCUGGUGAAGCGUUUGCUCUGAGCUCUUUGUGGGACAGCAGAGAUAAGGAAGUAGAAGAGGCAGAGAUGGAGGAGGAGGAGGUGGAGCAAGAGGAAGGAGAGGAGAGUGGUAGCAGCUGUAAGGAUGACAGCAGGGGCCAUGAAGUUCCUUUUACAGGUCCAUUCAUCAGUGUUCUGUUGUCGCGCCUCGAGAACCUUCUUGAAAACUCUAUCGCUGUUAACCUGCUGGUGACAGGCAUCCUCGCACAGCUGGCGUCAUACCCGCAGCCUCUCCUUAGAUCCUUCCUACUCACCACAGACCCACAAAGCCAACCCAACGUACGAACACUGUACCAGGUGUUGCUGUCCGUGCAUGCUCAGAUCGAGCGCUAUGUGGCCGCCAGACCAGAUUAUCCAGCCCUAGUCACUCAGGCCUGGAGGUUCUUGUUGGUUAAAGACCAGGACAGCAAGUUUAGAGAGUGCCUCCAGUCCCAUGACGGCGACAUCCCGCUGGACUCAUCUCUUCCAAAUGGUUCUGUUAGAAACACUCUGGCUUUGCCUCCGCUUGGUGUCCUGCCGCCGUGCCCUCCGAUUCCCCCUCAAGCCAAGAGCAGAGUGUUCGCAAUCAUCCUCUACGCUGAGUUCCUGAAAGAGCUGGCAGCCAUCGCCCAGGAGCACAGCAUCGCACCUGACUGUUCUGCAGAGGAGUAAUGGGAGGGUUGUUGGUGAAAAACCCCCGAGCCAUGUUGGGAAAACUUGGUGUUUUCCCACCAAUGAAUCCAAGACCUGCGUCAGGACCACCAACAGUUUCUAAAAUCCCCAAAACUACAAGCACUAAAAAAAGCACAUACAGGAAUGCAAUACAUAAAAACAAUAAAUGUUGAUAUUGUUUUUAAGCAUACAUAAUGUACACUAUGUUUAUAUACCUGGCAGCACUUGAAUAUUUUAACGAUUUCCCCCAUGUGACUAUGGAUGAUAUUUAUACAUAGACAGAAAGAAUUGAAGGAGAUUAUUUUGAACAUAAAUCAGUGUUUUCUAUAUUUUUAUGAAAUUGGUGAAAAUAGUUUUGUAUGCUCUUUACUGAAAUUGUUGCAAUACUAUUUAAAGUGUAAAACAUGACACCAUUCAGAGUUUUGUAACGAUUAAUUUCUGUGGCGGGCCAUUUCAAAAUCAAGCACCUCAUGCUAGUGAUCCAUAAACUACUUUAAUUAAACUAACUUUAAAAAUAAAGAUAGAGUCAGCAUGUUAGCCUACGAGCUAAAAUGCUACAGAAGGCUUGCUAGGCUUAAAGGAGAUCUAUUCUGCUGACUCAUAUUUAAAUACAUACAUAUAGUGUUUCGAUGUCCAUGUCCAUACUAAUCCUCUGCAACGAUUUUUUUAACACAAGAUACACAGUUGUUUGUGUAAUCCCCAGACGUGGUUUCGUGCUGCUCUGAACGAGACGUUACGAGAUCUUGGCGAGACUUGACCAGAACCUGACGUCAAGUUCUGCCAACGUAUCAGACCAAAGCAUGGAGCAAAGUUGUAGGACAUGCCCACCCCGGCAGCUAUUUCAAGGACACGCCCACCCGGAAGCUCACUCAAAUUUCCUUACGACUGCAAACAGAGCCGGCCAAUCAGAGGAAAGAGGGCACGUGGGGAGGGUCUUAAAGAGACAGUAGCUGGAAUAAAGCAUUUCAGGAAGACGCUGAAAUUAGGGAUUUUGCUGACGGAGGUUUUUGAGCUACUCAACAGGAGUCCCAGACUAACAAAGCGAGUGUCAUAGAUCUCCUUUAAAUUGCAUGCUAGGCUUAAGAUUAAACUUGAGGUACUCAGUGCACACCAGAACGACCACCAAGACAUUACAUUUGUAUCCAGAUUUAGGAAAUAAGACGAUACAGAUUUCCAAAUUUAGUUUUUCUAUUUUAUUUCCACGAUCCAUUGUCUUUUUGUUUUUGCCAAAAUAUCUCAGUUUUUUUUAACCAGCGUUUGGUUCAACAUUUUAAAAUGUGCAAACACUAUGUUUUAAAAAACACACAACAGCAUUAAGUUCAUGUGUUUAUUUCAAAAUGAACUUAAUAUUGUUUGUCAGAGCGUUUCUUUAGUUGUGUGUUUCGUCCUUCCUGUUGUGUUAUCGUGCGUCUAAAGGGGCUUCACCUGUGUUUAGGUUUAACCUUUGAACGCUCAUCGUAGUCGAUUUCUGCACAAAAAAGACGACUGGCAGUUUUUGAAUCCUCUAAAAAUGGGGAAAAAAGCCUCUUUCAUCAGAUGUAUCUUUUUUGUUGAUUGCCUGAUGUGUCUUCAUUUGCAAACAGAAAACACAGUAAAAAUGACAACGCCUUAUUUUAACCUUCAGAGAUUUUAGUGCAAAGACUGAAGAUGCAUCUUGUUGUCUUAUCGCAAAAAUCAGAUCUGGAUUUUUCUCACUUGCACUUCUGUCAAGUGCAUUUCCUCGUUUUGAAUUUGAUGUGUGUGAUUUUUGUUUUGUCCUCUCUCACCUCAAGAGAUAUUUGCUGUAAUGCCCUUAAGGUGUUCACCUGUGCUGCAUUCAAGGUCAAGUGCAAAAGAAGGUAGAUUUGAGCUCCCCAUUUUAGAUAAAACAUCCCUUAAGUACGACCAAAUGUUGGAUUCUGGACUGUGCAUUGUGUCUCCAGCAAAUCUGUACUCAGCAACACUAUCCCCCCUCCUUGCUAUGUGCUGGUACUGACACCUGCUGGUGAACCACAGCUGGGACACGUUUCUUCUAUUCACCCUGUUGUCUCUUCUUGGAAUGAAGUAUUGCCACUAUGCUGUAAAAAAAAUAAUGAAAAUAUAUUUUUUGAAUGGAAAAAAAGGCCAUAAUAAAUCUUGAAGAUCGUGAA